AUGAUCGAUAUCGAGGCAGCUUGUCUUCCUGUCGGGAUGGGGAGCGCUACAAAUUUGAACGAUCUUGUGUUAAAAUUGUUCGAGAUUGGUGCUGUAAAAUUUGGUAAUUUCACUUUAAAAAGUGGAAUACAAUCGCCAGUGUAUUUUGAUCUAAGAGUGAUAAUAUCUUAUCCGGAUUUAAUGAUAGACGUCUCAGAACAUUUAUAUCAAGCAUCAAAAACAGGUUCUACUUACCAGUCUGUGUGUGGUGUGCCGUAUACUGCCUUACCCUUAGCCACAUGUAUCUCUACUGCUCAUAAGUUCCCCAUGUUAAUACGUAGAAAGGAAGCCAAGGACUAUGGAACCAAGAAGAUCAUAGAAGGUCACUACAAGCCUGGAGAUGUGUGCUUAGUUGUAGAAGAUGUUGUAACCAGUGGAUCAAGUGUUUUGGAGACAGUUUUGUCUCUGCAACAAGAAGAAAUUAAUGUGACAGAUGCUGUUGUGUUGGUGGACAGGGAACAAGGUGGCAAAGAUAUGCUUAAGACCAAAGGAAUUAAACUGCAUAGUGUCUGUACUAUAACACAAAUUUUGGAAGUUCUUGGCAAUAUGGGAAAGCUGGAGCAAGAUGUAAUAAACAGGACCAAGCAGUUCAUCCAUGACAAUAGAUUUAAUCCCAAUGGAAAUGUGAAAAGGAGUCCAGAGGAUGAAGGAGGAGACAGAAGCAUCAAACGAGUUAAGAGGGUACUUACAUAUGGAGAUAGGGCCAAGUUGUGUUCACAUUCUGUGGCCAAGUUUUUGUUCACAACAAUGGAAGAUAAACAGACCAAUUUAGCACUAUCUGCUGAUGUAACAACUGGUGCAGAGCUGCUGAGGCUGGCAGAUGCUGUGGGGCCCCAUAUCUGUAUACUGAAGACCCACAUUGAUAUUAUAUCUGACUUCAAACCAGACUUAGUCCAUGAUUUAUCACACUUGGCUGAGAAACAUGGGUUUCUAAUAUUUGAGGACAGGAAAUUUGCAGACAUUGGUAACACAGUGAAGCACCAGUACAGCUCUGGGGUGUACAGAAUAUCAGACUGGUCUCACAUCAUCAAUGCACAUGCUCUGCCAGGGCCUGGGAUUGUACAGGGUUUAAAGGAGGUGGGUCUUGUGAAGGACAGGGCUUGUUUAUUAAUUGCUGAGAUGAGCUCCAAGGGAAAUCUUGCCACAGGGGACUAUGCUAAAGCCACUUUGAAGAUGGCAGAGGAACAUGAUGAUUUUGUUAUUGGAUUUAUCACACAGUCCAAGCUCUCAAAUGAUCCCAACUGGGUUCAUAUAACUCCAGGAGUAAAAUUAACUCGUGGUAAGGACUCCCUGGGCCAGCAAUAUUUGACCCCCAGGGAAGUGAUUUGCGACAAGGAGUGUGACAUCAUCAUAGUGGGCCGUGGCAUCACUGAAGCUGAAGAUUCAGUUGUAGCUGCUAAGGCAUUCCAAGAAGCUGGGUACAAUGCAUAUCUAGAGAGGAUGCAAAAAACAUAAAGAAUUGGAUAGGGACACUGUUAUAGCAGUAUAAAUAUUGAGUACUAGUGGGUUUCUGUCUCCAUCUUAGAUAAUGCUACUAUAGUAGCAGGUUAAAAUAUAAUUUUAACCCAUUUAAAAUCCAAGCUUUUCCUGAAAUAUAUUUGUAUGGGUGGUAAAGUUCAGGCCAUGAAAUACUUUAUGAUUUAGUGGUAAGAUGUUCUGAAUAUCUGGGUUCCGCAACUCGAAAGCAUCACGCAUUGCGACUGAGCGCAAGCGUCUCUAUUCCAUAACUCGCCCCAUGUAAUACAUUGUGUGAUAUUGCUAUUCACAAUACGCAAUGCUUUUGAGGUACGGGACCCUGAUAAGCUUAUUUGUGUCUUAUUUUCUAACAGUUACAUGAAGGGAAGACCUUGUCAGCUCUGGCCUUCACCAGUUGUCUGCUAGCUUAAUGGUUUUAAUGUGCAGCAUUUUUUCAUUCAACUUUAACAUCCGCUAGAGUUGCCAGGUACGUGAUGUAGUUACCAAACUGGCCUCACUAAUUCAUGUUACAAAUCACAAUAUGUUUAGCCACUUGUGACAUCUGAAAGUUGUAAUUGUAUAGCUUUAUGACUAGUUAUUGAAAAAAGGAAACUACACGUUCUGUUGCUAUUUGUAGCAACCAAGGCAUAUUUUCAUGAAGGACAAGUGGCCGUUUCAGUUUGAUUGAUGUCACAAAAAAGUACGAUCAGUACUUAGAAAAUUACAGAUAUGCAUGGUUUUCUUGCUGCAUAGCAGUAGUGUGUAUUUGGUAUUGUUUUCUGAAGAUAAAUGAUUCUUAGAUUUUUUGUUGUUCACCAUCAUUCCUAAGGUAGGACAGUAAGCAUAAUAAAGUCCCUGUUACAAAAUCAUCCAUAUAUUUUUUUCACCCUAAUUAUGAACUGUAGACCUUACAAGACAUUGAGGGACACUAUUAAUUUCAUUUUUCAAUUAGAAGAAAACUUAAAAAUGCAGUAUUGAAUUUAAGGCUUGCAUGGUUCUAACAAGUAUGAACCAUUGCAUUUAACAUGGCCAUCUUUCAUAUGACCUCACUUUAGGUAUAUCAUUAGAAUGAGACACAACAGGUGAUAUUCUGCAAUGAUAAUUUGUUGGUGCUGAAAUGCAUAAUAUGGUAAUGACUCACUUUUUUCAGUGAGCCAAACGUAUCUCUAAAUAUAUUAUUUUGGAAUCUUUGAAGUUAUAUUUCUAUGUAGCAUUUCUAUGUAGCAAGUUUUUGUCAGGGCCAAAACUGACCAGGCAUCUAAUGUAAACCACACUGAUACUUAACUUUACUCUUUACUUUUAGUGUAUAGAAUAGAACUAAAGGGUACCCAGCCUUUUC
Messenger RNA from Lingula anatina, 2833 nucleotides. Its product is annotated as uridine 5'-monophosphate synthase. Gene Ontology annotation, molecular function: orotidine-5'-phosphate decarboxylase activity; orotate phosphoribosyltransferase activity. Gene Ontology annotation, biological process: 'de novo' pyrimidine nucleobase biosynthetic process; 'de novo' UMP biosynthetic process. Lineage: Eukaryota; Metazoa; Brachiopoda; Lingulata; Lingulida; Lingulidae. The record is from RefSeq and is a predicted model, not a curated record.